Molecule: messenger RNA, 1353 nt
Organism: Dovyalis caffra
Lineage: Eukaryota; Viridiplantae; Streptophyta; Magnoliopsida; Malpighiales; Salicaceae
Source: the annotation of a GenBank genome assembly
AUGUUAAAAUUACCAGAAGUACUUCCUGAUUGUUUCUAUCAAAACCAACCAACCUUAAUCUCUCCAAGCAGCCCAACACCAAAGCAUUCUCUGUAUCUUUCCAAUCUUGAUGAUCAAAAGUUUCUAAGAUUCUCCAUUAAAUAUCUCUACCUUUUCAAGAAAUCUAUAAGCUCUGAUGUCUUGAAAUAUUCACUCUCCAAAGUUCUUGUGCAUUACUACCCUUUAGCUGGGAGGUUGAGAGCCAGCACGGGAGUUGAUCAGAAACUCGAAAUUGAUUGCAAUGGAGAAGGUGCUGUCUUUGCUGAAGCUUUCAUGGAUAUCACUGCUGAAGAGUUUCUUGAACUUUCUAAGAAACCAAACAGGUCCUGGAGAAAACUCAUGUAUAAAGUGGAAGCUCAGAGUUUCUUGGACAUUCCUCCUCUUGUAGUUCAGGUGACGAAUCUCAGGUGUGGAGGGAUGAUCAUGUGUACCGCGAUCAAUCACUGUGUGUGUGAUGGAAUUGGCACAUCACAGUUCUUGCAUGCAUGGGCCCAGAUGACAAUAAAGCCGGAUCUUGAUCUGCCAAUCGUACCGUUGCACACCCGCCACGUGUUGAAACCUCGAGAUCCCGCAGAAGUAGCCUUUCCUCACCCAGAAUAUGUCAGGAAUGCCCCUAGAGAAAAUGGCCACACAAACAUUGACAUUAACCAUUUUCUACAAUCUCAGCCGCUAGUGCCGACAUCAUUAACCUUCACCGCCUCCCAUAUACUUUCCCUCAAGAGGCAGUGCGUACCGUCGCUGAAGUGCACCGCCUUUGAAGCAUUGGCAUCUCACACAUGGCGUUCUUGGGUUAGGGCACUGGACUUAUCACUUUCACUCACUGUCAAGCUUCUUUUCUCUGUCAAUGUCAGGAAAAAGCUAAUCCCAGAAAUACCACAAGGGUAUUAUGGCAAUGGAUUUGUGUUAGGAUGUGCACAAACUUGUGUCAAGGAUUUGGUCACUAGUAACAUGUACCAUGGGGUCAAGUUGGUUCAACAAGCUAAAUCAAGUUUAACUGAUGAUUAUGUGAGGUCAAUGAUUGAUUUGUUGGAGGACAAAUCAGUGAAAACGGACCUCUCGAUGAGUUUGGUCAUAUCGCAAUGGUCUAGGUUAGGGUUGGAGGAUUUAGAUUUUGGAGAAGGGAAGCCAUUACAUAUGGGUCCUGUAACAAGUGAUAUUUACUGCUUGUUUUUACCUGUUGUUGGUGAUUUUGAAGCUGUGAGAGUGCAGGUAUCAGUGCCAGAGAGCGUGCAUGACAAGUUUGAGUAUUACAUGAAGGAUUGCUUGGGUAAGGAAGCAAAUGGGUAUCAUGUAGAAGAAAAUGGGUUCUGCUAA